UUGCAUUGUGAUACACCCAAAAAAAUAAUGGCUUAUAUUGCAUCAACCUCAAACUUCAAACUACACCCAUCUCUUACAUAUGGCCUUUCCCCUCAUCACAAUAACCCAAAGACAACAAACCUAUCCUUCCCAACCAAACAAGUCAUUGUAAAAUGUAGCUUAUCAAAUCAUACAACAUUAAAUUUUCCCAACCAUAUUUGCAAAUAUUUGCAGUAUCCAAACCCGGAUCCAGACCCAUCACAUACCCACAAGCACAUAAGAAGCAUAAGGGCAAAAACAUCAACAAUUCCGGUACCGGAAUUGGAAUCAAAAACCCAUAAAAUAUGGUGGUCUGAUGUUGUAGUGAAGUACCCAACAAAGAAUGUGUUUGAAAGAAAGUUAAAAGAAUGGAAUUCAUUAGAUAUUUCGAAUAUAUGUUAUGUGGGAGCAAUGCAUGUACUGGCUUUGUUUGCUCCAUUUACCUUCACAUGGAAAGCAGUUUGGGUGGCAUUAGGUUUAAGUAUUAUAACUGGAUGGUUGGGUAUUACUCUUUCUUAUCACAGAAAUUUGGCUCAUAGGAGUUUCAAAUUACCAAAAUGGCUAGAAUACUCCUUUGCUUAUUGCGGGGCUCUUGCCUCUCAGGGGGAUCCAAUUGGUUGGGUGAGCACACACCGGUACCAUCAUCAAUUUUGCGAUACUGAGAAAGAUCCACAUACACCCAGAAAGGGAUUUUGGUUCAGUCACAUAAAUUGGAUAUUUGAUACUAAAGCUUGUGCUUCACAUGAAACGCCGGCAAGAUUAUCUUCACAUAGGAUGGCAACUUCGUCCCUCGACAAUUCUAAAUCCCAAGAUUUGUUUCAAAGUAUGGAUGACAUAUCAUCUAAUUCAUAUGUAUUUGGUCUUCCCAAGUGUGGUGAGACAAAUAAUGUAGAAGACUUGGAGAAGCAAUCAUUUUACAGGUUUAUUCGGAGCACAUAUAUUGUACAUCUAUUAAUACUACCUGGAUUACUUCUUUAUGCUUUUGGAGGAUUUCCUUACCUUAUAUGGGGUAUGGGUGUGAGGUCUAUAGUAGCAUAUCACACAACAUUUUUAGUGAACUCUGCAGCUCACAUAUGGGGACAUCAAUCUUGGAAUACCGGUGAUUUAUCUAAAAAUAAUUGGUGGAUCGCUUUGCUUACAUCAGGAGAAGGUUGGCACAACAAUCAUCAUGCAUUUCCAUACUCUGCCAAACAUGGCAUGGAAUGGUGGCAAAUUGAUUUUACUUGGUAUGCGAUAAAACUUCUUCAAGUUCUUGGUUUAGCCACCGAUGUUAAGCUUCCUACUGAGUCUCACAAAACACGCUUGGCUUUUAAACAUGAAACAACCUAAGU
Molecule: messenger RNA, 1349 nt
Organism: Amaranthus tricolor (Joseph's coat)
Lineage: Eukaryota; Viridiplantae; Streptophyta; Magnoliopsida; Caryophyllales; Amaranthaceae
Product: acyl-CoA C20 Delta5-desaturase-like
Exons: 6
Coding region: 28-1347 (439 amino acids)
Biological process (GO): lipid metabolic process
Cellular component (GO): endoplasmic reticulum membrane
Molecular function (GO): oxidoreductase activity, acting on paired donors, with oxidation of a pair of donors resulting in the reduction of molecular oxygen to two molecules of water
Source: RefSeq, a predicted model, not a curated record